UAGUUGUCAGUUUGAAUCUAUACGGUUUCCCUUCAAAAUCUGUUGGAUUUUCCUGACAAUUUCUCCGCUGCCAUACAAUGACAGAUAUCGAAAUCGAUCAGUUUAGUUUCGAUUCGAAUUCUGUCAGUUUUUCUUGCGACGGGCCAUCAUUUGAAAAACGAUCGGUUAUUUUUCGUGUCUGUCGCACGCCGCGUUUUCGUUGCCGGUCAAAAUUUCACGCCUGUUAUCAAAUUAAGUGGCUGGCCUUUCAAGCUUUUUACAGUCUGCUUCAUGCCUAGCGCAUUCAAUAUGCUGAAACAAGGUGGUGGAGGAAAAGCUGGGGGAGCUUCGACCACAAUUUCAUGGGACCAUUUCUUCAAUUGACUGUUCCGCUACAAUCAGAAUCUGAGACAGGAGCAAAACUCCGGCAGUGAAACAGUUUACCGCUACAGAGAGCCCUCAGCAGAAACAUCAAUCAGGAAAUUGCCAUCAUCGACGCAGCUUACUCCCUCUUCGACACCUUCACAUCAUUCCCCGGACGUUAGAGAUAACAGGAUGCAAAUCCUGCAAAAAAGUUCGGUGUUGCAAAACAUCGUGUUUUUCUAUCACCCUCCGCCAAAAAGUGUUAUACGAUACAAAUUUUGCAGCGCGAAACUGUUCGAAUAUCAGAUUUUCCCAACACCGGUGGACGGCAAAUGUGUUGUGAUGUGAUGUAAACCUUCGAAAUUUCCAACUCCAUCUCAACCAGUGAACUUGCUCUUAGGCUUUAAUUCUUUAAAAGUUUCAAACUGAGUUUUGAGUUAAAUUUCUGACCGUGCAGCUACACGAAAAAUUUUGCCGCACCCCAUUUCUCGUUCGUAAAAUUUUGUAUUUAAAGCAGGACGUGCGAACUGUCACCACAAAAGGGAGCUACGUCAUCGUGAUUCGACCCAUGCUUUGCUUCAUCAUAUCAUAUGUCAUGGAAGCAUAAAAAAAUUAUGUUGCGGUGAUGUGUAGUUUUAGAUGGUUUUUAUUAUUAUGGACGAGAAUAGUUAUAAGUUAAAGCUAAAUCAUAGCGAACAGCUAUUGAAUGAAGCCUUCGCUAAGUACUCUGAAAAGGAAAUAUUUUUAUCCUUCAAUGGAGGCAAAGACUGCACAGUUCUGUUGGAUAUGGUCAUGAAAUGUGUGCCGAAAUUAAUAAACAACAGCACCAAUCUCAAAAUAAUCUACGUUCAACCAAAUCAACCAUUUGAAGAAGUAGAACAAUUCGUUGAGCAAUGUAUCAUUUUCUACGGCGUAAAAAUACAAAUAAUGAAAGGUGGGAUCCGAACAGUUUUGGAAAAACUUUGCAGAGAAGACCCAUCAGUAAAAGCAUGCCUUAUGGGAUCACGUAGAACUGAUCCAUACUGCGCUGAAUUAGAAUUUAUGCAGGAAACCGAUUCAGGUUGGCCUAAACUAAUGCGUAUUAAUCCGCUGUUGGACUGGAAGUGUGCAGACGUUUGGCAUUACAUAAGAAAUAAUAAUGUUCCGUACUGCAAAUUAUACACAUCUAUAGGGGAUAAGAGUAAUACCGUUCCAAAUCCACAUUUAAAAAGAGAAGGAAGCACGGGAGGACUUACAUAUUUACCAGCUUACCUGCUAGAAAAUGCCGAUGAAUAUGAAAGAUGUGGUAGAACAUAGGUUCUGCCUACGCUAUACAGACUGGUGCUCUUUAAACAUGUUUCUGUCUUUAAAUUCCUUUUUUAUGUAGAGCGUUAUUAUUGUAGUCUUUUUUGUAUACUUUUUUUAAAUUAAUUCAACGAAUAAACUUUUUUUUCAAAA
This is a messenger RNA of Uranotaenia lowii, 1779 nucleotides long. Its product is annotated as FAD synthase-like. The transcript has 4 exons. The record is from RefSeq and is a predicted model, not a curated record. Gene Ontology annotation, biological process: FAD biosynthetic process. Lineage: Eukaryota; Metazoa; Arthropoda; Insecta; Diptera; Culicidae. Gene Ontology annotation, molecular function: FMN adenylyltransferase activity. The coding region runs from base 982 to 1638 and encodes 218 amino acids.